AUGACUGAAGAUACAAGUGCAUCAUGUACAGAAGAAUCUAAUAAUGGAAGUGAUGAUAAUGAUGACGAGGACGAUGAUGAUGAUGAUGAUGAUGAUGAUGAUGAAAUAAUUGAUCAUGAACCUACAAGUCAAUUACAAACACCCUAUGCUCAUCAAAUUCCUCAAUCAAAUAUAAAACAACAAAUUCAUGAUGCUGGUUUUCGUGAAUAUUGUUCACAAUUAAUUGAUCGUCAAUUGGAUGAAUUAUGUAUACAGUUAUUAUUAACAUUAAAACGUUUUCAAGAUCGUAAAAAACAACAAUUUCAAUCAAAUCCUGAACGUGCACGUCGUAAACGUCGUUUCGUUCAUGGUAUACGUGAAGUAACUAAACAUUUACGAUUACAACGUUUAAAAUGUGUUUUAAUUGCACCUGAUUGUCAAUCCAUUCAAAGUCAAGGUGGUCUUAAUGAUGCUAUUGAACAAAUAAUUAAUCUAUGUAAAGAACAAAAUAUUCCUUAUAUAUUUACUCUUAAUCGUCAAAAAUUAGGUCGAUGUUUAAAUAAAAUAUCUCGUAUAUCAACUAUAGGAAUAUUUGAUUAUAGUGGUGCUGAUACAAUUUAUAGACAAAUUAUUGAAAUAACAAAUGAAAAUCAACGUGCAUAUAAACAAAUUAUUGAUAAUUUAAUAAAUCAUGAUGAUAUAGCAGCAACAACAACACCAUCACAUGGUUUAAAUAGUCGAGAAUUUUAUAAAAUUCUUCAUCGAACAUUUCAACAACAGAAUCAACAACAACGUCAUCAUAUUGUUAAUACAAUUCCAACUGAAUCAUUAUCAAAAGUUUUACCUAAAGUUCCAGCACAUUAUGCACAUUCAAGACAAACAUCUGAUACAUCAACUAUUUAUAUUGAUCAACAAUUAAUUAAUUCAAUUAAAAAACAACAUACACGUGCAUCAAGUGGAACAUAUGAUAUGGGUAAAAAUUCUACAACAGCAACAACAAAUAAAAAACAUCAACGAACUUUAUCAGAUGGUGCUGCAACUAUUGAUGAUACAUCUAUAACAACAACAACAAAACAUCAUUCAAAAACACAUUCACGUACACCAUCAGGUUGUAGUGCAAUAAGUCAAAUAGAACAACAAGAUUAUUUUGAACAAUCAAAAAAUAUUUUAAUUAAUAAUAAUAAUAAUAAUAAUAAUAAUGAUGAAAUAUUUACAGAUAAUGAUGAAACUCGUCUAAAAUCAAUUAAUGAAGAUACAGAAGAAAAUUCAGCAAAUAUUAAAAGAAAAAAUGUCGAAAAAUGGAUUAAUGAUAAUUGA
Molecule: messenger RNA, 1296 nt
Organism: Adineta steineri
Lineage: Eukaryota; Metazoa; Rotifera; Eurotatoria; Adinetida; Adinetidae
Source: the annotation of a GenBank genome assembly